UCAUCCGUUCCGUUUCGUUCGAUCGAUCGAUCGUUCGUACCGCCACGCGAAGUGGAGCGUCUCGCCUCGAGCGCCGCGACGACCGAGCAUUCAGCGAGAAGGAGGAGGAGGACGUGGGGAGGGCGAGGAGGAGGAUCGUGACGACGAGGAGGGAAGGUCAGAGCUCAAGCCAACGUGUCCACUACGCGUUUAUAUAGAAGAGGGCACCGUUUAUUCAUCACCCAUUAGACCGGGACAUUUCGUUUUCGACUGACACGCGGGAACGAAUUUCUGACACUCUGGCCGGAUUUCACGAUACCCGAUCGUUCGAUAUUAACACCGUGGAGAUAUACAGGCAAUCGGAACCAUGUUGACAGACUGGGAGGUAAUGCCGUCCAUUCAGCUCGGUGAUUUCACCCUCGAGUUCGAGCUGGCAGCACCUAGCGCCGAGCUGCAGGAAGUCGCGAAAAAGGAGCUGCGCGAGUCGCCUGAACUUCAGAAAGAAUCUAUCGCACGAUUUAAGGAAUUACUGAAAGCGGAGAGAGAUCUGAAGAUACCUUUGGAGAACGAGGCCUGGCUGAUCCGAUUCCUCAGGCCGUGCAAAUACUACCCAGAGUCAGCGCUGAAGUUGGUCAAGAAUUACUACAACUUCAAAGAGAAACACUCGAACGUGUACAAGGAUUUGAAGCCUAGCAGAGAGAAAAAUAUCUUCGAACAGAAUAUUCUGCAAGUGUUGCCAAACCGAGAUCAACAUGGACGAAGGAUAUUGAUCAUUGAAUUGGGGAAAAAAUGGAAGCACAAUAAGUGUAACUUAGACGAGGUGUUCAAAGGUUGUGUGCUCUAUCUAGAGGCCGCCAUGUUGGAACCAGCUACUCAGAUCGCAGGUGCUAUCGUGAUCUUCGACAUGGACGGACUCAGUCUUCAGCAAACUUGGCAAUUCACGCCGCCGUUUGCUAAAAGAAUAGUGGACUGGCUGCAGGACGCUGUGCCACUCAGAGUGAAGAACAUACAUAUCGUUAAUCAACCGUACGUGUUCAACAUGGUGUUCGCGUUGUUCAAACCGUUCCUUAGGGAGAAAUUGAAGAGUAGGAUCAUCUUCCAUGGCACAGAUCGCAAAUCGUUGCACCAGUACAUUUCACCGAAAUGUCUGCCGGCGUGUUACGGAGGAACUCUGCAGCUUGAACGCGUAACAGGACCGCAAUGGUUGUCGUUGUUAUUAAUGUGCGACAAAGAAUACGAUGCGAUCAACUCGUACGGUUUCAAGAAAUAAUUCGUCCACUUCGAUGUGCCUUCAAGGAUGGACAAAGAAGAACGAUCGUUCUGUCGAGGAUCGAUGCUAAGGAACGAUUUUCGAGGAACGAUGUCGGCUGUGGGUUGUUUCGUCGGUAUUACGACUCAAGUUCGGUGUAUAACUUAUUUAUGGACGAAUAAUCUCUAGUUGACUUUCUACGAUAUUAACGAUAUUUUUUGUAAGAAGCAUGGAAAGAAGUGAAAAAUGUUACAGUCUGUUGCACAGAUCAAUCGGUCUGGAUCACCAUAAGAAAAAGUAAUUGAAUUACCUUGUUAGGUAUCCUUGUUUCUUAGAUAUUAAGAGAAUUUUUUCACUAUUUUCCGAAAGCAACGCACCACGAGAGAAAAAGGAUCGUGGAGAGUGUAAUAAAUCUUGCUUGAUAAUGUUGUUCAAAUUGUACUGUUUGAUUUCAAAUUUACACGUAAUUUAAGAUUCCUAUGGUAUUGUCGAUUAAUUAGUUAAUUUACUACGAAAAUGAAUCAGUUCGUGGAACGAAAAUUAAAAGGGUGUGUAA
Habropoda laboriosa is the source of this 1784-nucleotide messenger RNA. Its product is annotated as alpha-tocopherol transfer protein-like. Gene Ontology annotation, molecular function: phosphatidylinositol bisphosphate binding. The record is from RefSeq and is a predicted model, not a curated record. The coding region runs from base 347 to 1249 and encodes 300 amino acids. Lineage: Eukaryota; Metazoa; Arthropoda; Insecta; Hymenoptera; Apidae. The transcript is spliced from 5 exons. Gene Ontology annotation, cellular component: membrane.